Molecule: messenger RNA, 1047 nt
Organism: Sesamum indicum (sesame)
Lineage: Eukaryota; Viridiplantae; Streptophyta; Magnoliopsida; Lamiales; Pedaliaceae
Gene: FLA12
Product: FASCICLIN-like arabinogalactan-protein 12
Biological process (GO): plant-type secondary cell wall biogenesis
Cellular component (GO): plasma membrane
Source: RefSeq, a predicted model, not a curated record
ACCCCCCCUCUCUUCUUACGUCUAAACAUUCAAACUCACACUCACACUCCUACCAAUGGACAACAUCCAUUUCUCUCUACCAUUACUCACUACACUCCUCCUCCUCCUCCUCCGAUCCUCCACAACCCUAGCUCAAACGCCGGCCCCCGGCCCGUCGGGUCCUACCAACAUAACCAAGAUCCUCGAGAAGGCUGGCCAGUUCACCACCCUCAUCCGUCUCUUCCAGAUCACCCAAGUCGGCGAUCAGAUCAAUACCCAACUCAACAACUCCAACCAGGGCCUCACCCUUUUCGCCCCCACCGACAACGCCUUCUCUUCCCUCCAGGCCGGAACCCUCAACUCCUUAUCCGACCAGCAGAAGGUCUCAUUGGUUCAGUUCCACAUCCUCCCCACUUUCCUCUCAAUGUCUCAGUUCCAAACCGUCAGCAACCCUCUCAGGACUCAGGCCGGGGACAGCGCAGCCGGGGAGUACCCGCUCAACGUCACCACCGCCAGCAACCAGGUUAACAUCUCCACUGGGGUGGAUGACGCCACGGUUGCUAACACCAUCUAUACGGACGGGCAACUGGCGGUUUACCAGGUGGACAAAGUGCUUCUUCCUUUGAAAAUCUUUGGCACGCCAUCGCCGGCCGCGGCCCCGGCCCCAGCGGCGCCUAAGGCUACCAAGAAGAAGUCGGGGGCGGAUGAUAGCCCAGUGGCUGGCGGCGAUUCUCCGGCGGAUUCGUCCGGUGGAGUUGGGCGUGGCAUGCACGAGGGAGUUGGAAUCAUAGCAGUGAUGUUGGCAAUUACAUUUAAUUUGUGACGAAAAUAAAUGGAUCGACAGACAUUGUUGCAACAGAGGUGAUUGCAUGAGAGGAAGAAGAGAGGAAGUUUGAUUUCUCCAUCAUUUUUGUUUUUUUGUUUCUAUUCAAUUGUAACCUUUUUUUUAUUUUAUUUUAUUUUAAAUCUCUCCGGUUUGUGGAUGUUGAUGUUUCUGUUUUUCAGGAUUUGUAUCAAUUUAAUCGUUGUUGAAUUUAAUUAAUAUAUUUGUCUACUCGCCUUCUUCUA